UCACUUCCUUAAAUUCUCUCAGAUGUGACUGUGGCAGCACAACAGCUACUGAUAUUUUUAUUACACUGCUUCAAAAUGGGGAAAAUUGCUAAGGAGGUGUCGGGCCAGACUCUGUGCUUAAUCGGGUUGAUCGGCUUGUGCCUGACGUGUGGCUUACCGUUGUGGCGUACAACCUACUUCAUCGGCGCCAACAUUGUGACAGGCCAGAUCGUCUGGGACGGGCUGUGGAUGAACUGUGUAAUGCAGAGUACGGGCCAGAUGCAGUGCAAGAUCCAGUCGUCCAUCAUGAGUUUGACACAGGACCUACAGGCCGCGCGGGCCCUCAUUGUCAUUGCCAUUUUGAUCGCUUUUGCUGGCGUACUCAUGACAUUUAUUGGUGGAAGAUGCACCAGCUGUUUGAAGAAUGAGUCCUCAAUGGCCAAAGUGGUCAUUUUUGGAGGUAUCCUGUGUAUUGUGGCUGCUGCUGUAUGCCUUAUUCCUGUCUCCUGGUCUGCGGCAUUCACGAUCACAGAUUAUGAUAACGUUCUCGUACCUACGUCACAGAAAAGGGAGAUCGAAACUAAAAUGGUGUCCAUGUGCCGUCAGAUGCUGGGCUUUGGCCUGGGAAUUGUUGGAUUCUUGGGAACAAUCAUUGUUUGCGCCCUUCCCAUGUGGAGGGUAACAGCUUUCAUCGGAGCCAACAUCGUGACAGCGCAGAUCAUUUGGGAAGGCUUGUGGAUGACCUGUGUCAUGCAGAGCACAGGCCAGAUGCAGUGUAAGAUCUACGACUCCAUGCUGGCACUUCCCCAGGAUCUGCAGGCCGCCCGAGCUCUGAUCAUCAUCUCCAUCAUUGUCUGCCUGUUCGCCAUGAUCCUGGGAAUCUCUGGAGGCAAGUGCACCAACUUUGUUGAGACGGAGACUACAAAGAUCAAGGUUGCCAUAGCCAGUGGUGUCACUUUCAUCAUUGCUGGAGUCCUGUGCCUCAUCCCAGUCUGCUGGUCCACCAACACCAUUGUCCAGGACUUCUACAACCCCAUUCUCACCAGUGCUCAGAAGAGGGAGCUGGGAGCUUCAAUCUACAUAGGCUUCGGUGCUGCCGCCCUUCUCAUUCUCGGUGGAGGUCUUCUCUGCAGUUCCUGUCCACCACAAGAGGAAAAGAAUUACAACAAUGGCUACAAGUACUCCCAGCCACGGUCUGUUGCCACCAGCAAAGCCUACGUAUGAGCAUCGAAUCACUGGACAAAGACUUCUUUUCUCUUUCCCCAAUAAUGUUAUGCUCAUCCCACUUUCUUCUUGUUCUACUGGAGAACUGUGAAAGAGGAGCAAAGACAGACAUUGGCUGUUUCCUGUGAACAGAUGUGUGACUGUUCAGCGGUGUAGCUUAGAUUAUAAAACCUGUAUUUAUAAUAUUCAAGAGGAUCAUUUUAAAACAGAUCCUGAAGUCAAAAGAUGUAAGGAUUACAGAACGUGAUCAAGUUGAGAAGUUUGACAUAAACUUGUAAUGUAAUAGGAUCUGAACAAAUACUAUACUUCCACCAGUAACACUGAAAAAUACUGUAUUUUAUUGUCAUUGUUUGAUCAUGUAAUAAUUGUUGAUCAACAAAUCUGUCAUUGUAUAUUAUUUUGCACAUUAAAACUGUUGUACCACUA
Molecule: messenger RNA, 1629 nt
Organism: Tachysurus vachellii
Lineage: Eukaryota; Metazoa; Chordata; Actinopteri; Siluriformes; Bagridae
Product: claudin-4-like
Exons: 2
Coding region: 76-1203 (375 amino acids)
Biological process (GO): cell adhesion; bicellular tight junction assembly
Cellular component (GO): bicellular tight junction; plasma membrane
Molecular function (GO): structural molecule activity
Source: RefSeq, a predicted model, not a curated record